CAGCAGCUCUGUCAAACUCCCUCACUUCAGAGCCAAACUGAACCCAAACAGUGGAUGAAAACACCGUCCGUGUGUGUGACAUGUAGCACAGAGUUUGUUUUCUGUGUAUAGAUCAGCUGGUUGUGAGAGGUGAGAGGAAGUGAGGAUUGUUACGUCUCACUCCGAGUCGCAGCUGAAAUCUUCACUUCUACUUUUUCUCAUCGGAGUGCAUCUUCAGCCUGUCGGGGAGGAAAUACAUGGGUACAAGAUAACCGAUGACUGAGGAACAUACAGCUGUUUCUGGGCUUCGUGUCGGUGAUGGCUGAGCUCGUGCAGCCAGACUCGAGAAGGUGUAAUUAUUUCUUCCUCUAUGAUGGAUCCAAGGUGAAAGGUGAAGGUGACCAAACAAGAGAAGGAAUCUGCUACUUCUACCCUGAAGAGACCCCUUUAGAUAAGCAAGAGCUGAUCUGUGGUCAGCUUGCUGGCGCGGGCCGCUGUGUCUCUGAGCUCUCCUCCUCUCCUGUGCGCAUACUGAGGCUGCGCCGCAACAAGUUUGCCAUCCGCAUGAAAGAUGACUUCUUUUGGGCUCUGGGCUGCUCAGUGGAAGUCCCCACCGUCAGUGUCUGUGAACUCCUGGAUCACCUAAUAAACCUCUUUUGCUUCUAUAAUGGCUGUGUCCGACAGAGCUACCAGCUUAACAGUCAGGAGACUCUGGCUGCUCGAUGGGCGCAGUACCUUUCACACCUGCGGAGAGCAUCCUCAGAGCUUCAUCACAUCUUCAGCUGCCUGGGGACCAUUGACUCAACUAAUGUUGACCCACUUCUCCUGCUCAAAGCUGCACUCAUUCUUCAGGCCUGUCAGCGUUGCCCUCUAGUGUUAGCCGGCUGUAUCCUCUUCAGAGGAAGAGUUGUGAGCACACAGAUGUCUCCAGAGCUCACAAUGAAGGUGAUGGUUCAUGAGUGUGAAACAUACAUCAAGGCCCAGAGGCCCAACGGACCAGGCAGCUCAUUUGGUGGUACUGUAAGCUCCACCAGUGUGUUCCUCACCAUGUCCGAACUCCACUACCUGCAAUCUGCCCCCGUCGACAAAGAUUUCAGUUCCCUCCUUACUCCACACAAAGACACCUCCCCAAAAAAGACCCGCCUGUCAAGAACGUUAUCUGACACUCCCUCCACCGAGUCAGAGCCAUCUUAUCCAGGUUCCUCCCAGUCUCCCCAGAAGGUGUCUUUCAGCCCUUGCAUGUCAGACAGCUCGGUGUUUAGCCCAGCUCCAUCACAGAGUGCCGCUAGUCCGCUCAACCCCCCAUCGCAGCCUUCUCUCUCAAACGGCAAACACUCCCCUGAAGCUGAGGAGGACACACUGGAGGAGUCGUAUUAUCACAGUUUUCACAGCAACGAAGGCAGAGGCAGUGAGAUAAAUAAUGAAGGAGACGGCUCAUUGUUUGAAGAAAACUCCCAUCUGAAUGGAGGACAUGGAGACACGGCGUGUGGGGCAGUGUUCAGAGGGUCUGGGGAUGAGGAACCACAUGACAAUAAGGUUUUGGAAGAAGACAGCAGAGGGGGCAGUAUUCAGGGCCAGGAGGCAGCGAUACAAGAUCCUCCUUCUUGCUCUGGUGCCAUUGACCAACCAGAGGAGUGUCCACUGAUUCCCAUGACGCUGUACAUGCACCGGGUGAAAGGUUUGGUGCUGGCUCUGCUGGUGGAGCCGCGCUUCUUGAGUGACGCCGCGUCUAUGGAGGAAGUGUAUCACAGCAGCAUGGCAUCACUUAAUGGACUGGAAGCCCAUCUGAGGACCAUCCCUCCAGGGGCCCCGGGUGCUCCAACACCUUACACCUUUGCCCAUUUUGACUGCAUUCAGAGCACACUGACAACCAACCUGUCUGGUCGACCAGGGGGAGCCCCGGAGCGUCCUUUUGUGAGAGCCACAUCACUUCUUCACUCUCAUUUCUGUAACACUGAAACUCUGCAGGAGGCUAUUAUCAGGAGCGCAGGAGCUGCUGUGUAUGGGACCCGCAGCCUGGCCCAGGAAACUUACUUCCAGCACGGGGGAUCGCUGAGGAACUCUGGCAUCCCAAACCACCAGGAUAGUGCUUUCUCGCUGCCCAGCAAGGCCCGACACAGGCUACUGAAACACGGGGUUAACCUGCUCUGAUCAACACAGCUGCUCUGUGCACAUGAAGAGCUGCCCUGUGAGUAAUCUGCACCGCAACAGUGAACAUUUGAGAAUGUGAUUUAAAGCUUCCUGCUGUGGUUUACUUCUUCUCACGGCAGACCGUUAGCAGGUGAAAACUAAUGGUACUUAUUUUCAUAGCAGAACUUUGCAUUUUUUAAGUCUUUAUCGUAACCAUGAAUGACAGAGGAUGGCUGGUAGAGGAUGUUUUGUGUACAUGAGAUUUUAGUCAUAGUUUGUUAUUUCUGUGUUUUUUUUAGUACAAUUUGUGCACAUUUCGUUAUGCUCAAACAUGUCACCUUUUGUACAUAGAAGCACAACUUUACUCCCGUUUAAACACUGCACACGUGUUGCAACCUUUUCAUUUUACAUAUAUAUUCCGUUCAGUCACGUCCUCAAUGCAGCCAACCUAAUGAUUCCUAUUACUUUUAUUUAUUAGUUUUAUUUAGAAUUUUGACAAAGGUGAGAUUAAAUCUUCUUAAUAUUUAAUUUGGUGCACCUGUACAGAAUCAUUUUUUUUCUUGCUGCACACACUGCAAAAAUGUAUUGAUUUAUUACACAAAUUUAUCAAAUAAUUUAAAAUAGUUUUGUUUUUUAAAAUAAAAAUGUCUAUUUAUUUCAUACAAAAGUGUAGAACUGCCAGGCCCAAAAAAAACAAAAAACAACUGACCAGUAUCAGGUAGUAGAAGUUGCUUUUUACACAUGUUAAGAAAGAUAUUUUCAUGUUAUGACAACAACCAUUUCUUCUUGUAACAAUAUACUUACCUUGUUAUAAUGUGAAGCGUUUUACGUUAUUACGUGAUACGGGAUUGUGUUAUUACAUGAACUGUUUCAUGUUAUAACAAAUAUAAACAAGUAUAUAGUCACAAGGAGAACCGUUUCUUGAUAUACCAUGAACACAUCUUGUAAAACAUGAAAAAAAUAAGUUGUUAUAACAUGAAAACAGCUUAUUAUAACAAUAAAAUAUCUUUUUAAAACAAGGAACUUUUCGUGUUAUGACCUGAUAGUGGGGUUUUUUUUCUGGCCUGACAGUUCUAUGCUUCCUUUUUCAGAUCACGUUUGGUAGCAUAAACAAGUAUUAUUUAACUAUCCAGCUGUUAGAUCAACUCUAUUAUUUGUUGACUGGGUCAUUUGUUAAGAAAUGUUUGUAUUGUAAAGUUUGCUGCACAGAGAAACACUGUAGUGCAUUAUUAGUGGAAAUUAAAUGAAUACAUGAUCCUC
Molecule: messenger RNA, 3369 nt
Organism: Plectropomus leopardus (leopard coralgrouper)
Lineage: Eukaryota; Metazoa; Chordata; Actinopteri; Perciformes; Serranidae
Gene: hps4
Product: HPS4 biogenesis of lysosomal organelles complex 3 subunit 2
Biological process (GO): vesicle-mediated transport; melanosome assembly; protein targeting
Cellular component (GO): BLOC-3 complex; lysosomal membrane; cytoplasmic vesicle
Molecular function (GO): small GTPase binding; guanyl-nucleotide exchange factor activity
Source: RefSeq, a predicted model, not a curated record